This is a messenger RNA of Camellia sinensis, 3598 nucleotides long. Lineage: Eukaryota; Viridiplantae; Streptophyta; Magnoliopsida; Ericales; Theaceae. The record is from RefSeq and is a predicted model, not a curated record.
UCUUUACAUUUCUCAAAUUAUACAAAUAUACAUAUACAUAUCAAUAUCUUUUGUAUUAGCUUGUUUGGAUGGAAAAUUCUUUCCAGGAAAACGAAAUUUUCCUAGAAAGAAUCAAGUUUUGGUUGUUCUAUUUUGUUGGAUUUCAAGUUGUGAUGUUCAAUUGUUGCUUUAGGGUUCAUCUGAAUUCUCUUUGGAUGUUUAAAUUUGAAUGAAUUGUUGAUAUGAGAACUUGAUAUGUUUGAUGGAGAAAAUUCAGGAGGUGAUUUGUGGUUUAUUUUUAUCCCAAUCAAGUUUGAAUAAGGUAUGUCGAUAAAUUGCGGUUCAUUGUAAUAAUGCUAUUAAUUCUUUACCUUUUUUUUGGGUUUCGGAACAGCCUAGCUAUUCCCUCUGGAUGAUUUGAGAAAGAGGAGAAAAAAAAAAUGCAUAGUCUGAUUCAUCUUAGCGUUUUAUUCUUUCGGCAUUAGACAUUGAUUUUUUUUUUUUUUUGGGAAUAAUUUCUAGCAUUGCUUUGAAUUUGCCAUUGAUUCUAAUGUGGGAGCUCAAAAUUUGUUGGUUAUGAUGAGGAAUGGUACAUUAUAUUUGAAUCAUAUUUCUAUCAUGAUUGUUUAAAAAAUUGAUAUGUUCUAGUUGUUAGGAAAAUGAAUAUGUUAUUUUUAGAAAUAGUUUGUAUCAUUGUAUGAGUUUGGAAAGAUGGAUAAAUUGUUUGGAAUGGUUUACUUAUCCAUAUGUUGAUGCCUUGUUUUAUUGCUGAGAAGACGUAAGACAAUAAGUGAAAUGCGAGAUUUAGGUUUUUUGGUUUUGUUUGAUACCAAGCCAAACCAAGCCUUAAGUCCCAUCAAAUGAAGUCGGCUUGGUUUUGUUUGAUAAAACUUAAAAUUUCUGGUGCUAAGUAAUGAAUUUAUAAAUUUAAAAUUUUUAUGAGAAAUAUAUUACUAUUAGAGAAUGAAAGGGAUACACUGUGUGUAUUCAACAUUAAGUGAUAAGUCAAGCCUCUUACUGAAAAUUAAGACCUAUUUGCAGUCAACUUUCAUGUUUAAGUGAUAGUUGAUUAUGAGUUAUCAAACACACUUAAUUGUAGAACCCCUAAAUGUGUCAAGUUUAAAGCACUUAAUUGAGUUAUCAAACAAAGCUUUAGAUUUGGUUGUUUGACAUGUGGGAAUAAUAAUCUUUCAUGCUCAAUUUGUUUUGACAAAAAUUUGUUGGAUUGUCAUGGGAAACUUUUUUUUCCUGGAAGCAAAUUGAAGAUGCUAUAUUAACUGUCGUUUCGUAGCAACAUCAUUGGCUCUGUUGUGGCUGUGGAUUCAUAUUUUUGUAAAAUUUGUUUUUUAUGGUGGUUCUUUGCAGAUAUUAGCUAAUGAUCUUCUAUAAAAUUUAUUUUUGCAACAUUAAUAAUUAUUGUGGUAGUAUGUUAGAAAGGAAUAAAUUUUUAGUGGAGAAAGAAAAUUUUUGUAUGAUAUUUCUUUAGUGGAAUAUAAAUGGAUGGCUGUGUGUAUAGGCCCAAUCAGGAAUAUAUUAUGGGCAAGAUAUUGGAAAUGUGACAAGCUUUGGACAUUCAAGGGUACCCUCAGACCAUGCUAGUCUAUUUGUAAAAGGAUUGGCUCAAAAAGGCUCUCCCCCAUGGCGAGAUGAUGGCAAAGAUGGACAUUACGUGUUUGAGCUUGGAGAGAAUUUAACUCCGCGCUGUAAUUUCACCUUUUCACUGUUGAAGGAAUCUUUGGUUUUGAAGCAUUUUUGUUAUGUGUGUUGUUGAUUUUCUAUGUUUGACUUUUACUGUCAAUUACUUCCCUUUUUAUUACACAAUGACAUUGAAACUUUUGCAUUCUAGUCUUUCACUUAUUCAAUUUUUCAUUGCAAAGUUUUUCAGCUUUGAAGUUAUUUGUAGUUUUUAUAUUGUGGAUGAUUUGCCAUUAAACAAAUGCAAAGUAUUGAAAAAAAUUUGUGCUUGGGCUCUUAAGAUAUUUUUCAGUGCCAUUAGUUGCCUUUUGAAAAAAACAAUUUGAUCUCUUCCACUUCUUUUUAUGUUAUUUAAUUUUUUCCCCUGGUUUGCGUUUAAAAUCUUUUAAUUUGAUUCUGUUGAAGUGAAAUGAACUCAAUACUUGUACUUCAACGUUGUUUUAUCAAAUUUUUUUCUAACUAUUCCAUCACUUCAUUACCUUAUUCUCUUUGCUUUCUGUUCUUGCAGAUAAGAUUCUCAGAAAAAUUGGUGAAGGUUGGCCUUGUCACUUCUUUCAGGUACCUUUGGACAGGUUUUGGAAUGCUGGGAUAGGGAAGCAAAAGAGAUGGUUGCCAUAAAAAUUAUUAGAAGCAUUAAAAAGUAUCGCGAAGCAGCAAAAAUAGAAGUAGAUGUGCUUCAAUUGCUUGGUAGAUAUGAUAGAAGUGGCAGUCGUUGCGUUCAAAUACGGAACUGGUUUGAUUAUCGUAAUCAUAUUUGUAUAGUCUUUGAGAAGCUUGGACCAAGUUUAUUCGAUUUUCUUCGGAAAAACAAUUAUCGCUCAUUUCCGGUUGAUCUAGUCCGUGAGAUUGGCAGACAAGUGUUGGAAUGUGUAGCCUUUAUGCAUGAUAUGCGCCUCAUCCAUACAGACUUGAAGCCUGAGAACAUACUUUUUAUUUCACCGGACUAUGUGAAAAUACCCGACUACAAGGUUGCAUCCUGGUCACUGAAAGAUGGAUCUUGUUUUAAGAGGUUGCCGAAGUCAAGUGCUAUUAAGGUUAUUGAUUUUGGUAGCACAGCUUACGAGCAUCAAGACCACAACUAUAUCAUUUCUACUAGGCAUUACCGUGCACCUGAGGUUAUUCUUGGUCUUGGAUGGAGCUAUCCUUCUGAUCUAUGGAGUGUUGGUUGUAUCUUGAUGGAAUUAUGCUCAGGAGAAGCUUUAUUCCAGACGCACGAGAACUUGGAGCACCUGGCCAUGAUGGAGCGGGUUUUAGGCCCAAUACCUCAGCAUAUGUUGAAAAGAGUAGACCGACACGCUGAAAAGUAUGUCAGAAGAGGCAGAUUGGACUGGCCUGAGGGUGCAACCUCCCGGGAGAGCAUCAAAGCCGUUUUGAAGCUACCCCGUCUUCAGAAUCUAGUGAUGCAAUAUGUAGAUCAUUCAGCUGGAGAUCUCAUAGACCUCUUGCAAGGUCUCCUUAGGUACGACCCUUCCACCAGAGUGACCGCUCAUGAAGCCCUGAGGCACCCUUUCUUUACCGGAGAGUAUCACAGGAGGUAUUAAGUAGAGUAUAUGCUCGGAUGCUUUAUUGAUACUGGAGACACGUGCUUUCUGAUUUUUGCAUGGAGUGGGAUGAUUGGCCUGUUGGGAGAAGAAAUCCUGUCAUUCAAGGUUUGUACUGUUCAAUUUGCUGUUACAGCAGAGAUUCAUCAUUUAUAUGAACAUUUUGCACUUUUGAACAUGGACAAUUCUGGGUACGCAUGUUUUCUUUAAUAUUCAUUUUAUACACAGCGUGAGCUAUAAUUAUCCUAUCGACUCAGUGUAUAACUGCUGUGGACGUGUAAUUUGUCUUGGUUUCCUGAUAUUGCAUCAUAUUUUUGUGUGCUCUGUAAUGCCUUCUCUUUACUUUCUCGCUGGUCGGAAAAUUUAUUUCCGUUCUCAGGAAA